Trichomonas vaginalis G3 is the source of this 1023-nucleotide messenger RNA. RefSeq lists its product as uncharacterized. The record is from RefSeq and is a predicted model, not a curated record. Bases 1 to 1023 code for a protein of 340 amino acids. The transcript has a single exon. Lineage: Eukaryota; Parabasalia; Trichomonadida; Trichomonadidae.
AUGAAUAUUGAAGAUCUUGAAAAAACAACUUAUUAUCACAAUAUUGAUAAAAUUAUCAAACUCAAAGGAUCAUACAAAGGUGAUGAUGUUGAUUCAUUUCAUUGUAGUAUUGAUGAUAAAGAAGAAGAAAUCACACAUCGGAGCAAUUAUGAUGAUAUAUCACAAUCAUACAAUUUCACAGCUGAUUGCAAAAUUUCAAGUUCAAUUAAUCAAGAAAAAGGCUACACAUUGAAAGUUUGGGCAAUGCAUUCUAAUGAAGUCUCAGAUGUUGUAAUUAAACAAUUUUCAUUAAAAAGAAACAAUCCAGUUCUCAAAGUAUCAGAUUUAAGUAAAGGAUCAUAUUUCCACAAGAGAGAUAGUUCUAUUUCAGUUUCUGGUUAUGUUUCAGAUAUAGAUGGUGAUGAAUAUGUUACGAUAGAAUCAUAUAUUGAAGGAUAUCAAACAACAACAAGAUCAAGCAAAAGUAUUUCUAUUCAAAGUAGCAGUGAAUAUCCAUUCAAUCUUAAUGUUAAUAUUCCAGAUUCUCUUCCACGCGGAAAUUAUCGACUUAUCAUCAGAUGUUGUGACAGCUUACCAAAAUGUGCUUCAACAAUCAAAAGAUUUUAUUUCGAAUACAACAAUCCAGUUCUCCAAAUAAUCAAAAAACCAAUAUUCCCAGUUUUUAUCAACAGAGACAAAUUUAUAAACUUCACACUUUCAGUUUCAGACAUCGAUGGCAAUAGUCAUAUUCGUAUAUAUCACAGUCUUAACAACACAGAAGGCAAUCUUGUCAAUAUCAGUCUUCAAGAAGAAACGAGCAAAGAAUUUGAUUAUAACAUUCCUCUUCCAUCUGAUAUCAAUGCAGGCGAUUGCCAGAUUAAGUUUUAUUCUGAAGACGAGCAUCAUCUUGCCUCUCGCUAUUUAUAUGUUAAUACAACAUUUGCGAAGUUCACUCAAAAAGAAGAAGAUGAAAUUCAUGAAAAACAAAAUAAAAAACAUAUUCAUUUACCUCCAAUUUUUCUUUUGAUUACUUUAAAAAGGUAA